CCUGGGGCAAGGGCCCUGGAGCCAUUCUCUUCCCACCGACUCCAAUUCUGACUUGUCUCAGCCAGGACACUUCAACCCACAGGCCCUGAGCAGCCCUCCAAAACAGCAUCGCAAGAGGGCAGAAUACAGCAGAGGGGGUUCAAAUGGACAAAAUGCUAUCGAAAUACUCCUGGAAGAUGGAGUUCUGGGAGAACCCCUGGGACCAGGGGGGCCUGGCAGUGAUCAUCCUGUUCUUCACCACGGUCCUGUCUCUCAUCUUAUUUGCUAUUAUCUUUGGUUUCCUCCCCAUGAACAAAACGACCAACCAGAAUGAAGAGUCGUGACCUGACUUUCUGCCGGGCAAGGGGGCCAUUCUCAAAACACUAUGAACUUUCUUCAAAGCUCUUUAACAGUCUGGAAUUAAAAUUUUUCAUAUGAUUAUCUGA
This is a messenger RNA of Bubalus bubalis (water buffalo), 425 nucleotides long. It is a transcript of the gene ERLN, whose product is annotated as small integral membrane protein 6. The record is from RefSeq and is a predicted model, not a curated record. Lineage: Eukaryota; Metazoa; Chordata; Mammalia; Artiodactyla; Bovidae. The coding region runs from base 144 to 323 and encodes 59 amino acids. The transcript has 2 exons.